Messenger RNA from Aspergillus pseudoviridinutans, 3222 nucleotides. RefSeq lists its product as uncharacterized. NCBI's taxonomy places the organism in Eukaryota, Fungi, Ascomycota, Eurotiomycetes, Eurotiales, Aspergillaceae. Gene Ontology annotation, molecular function: protein binding. The record is from RefSeq and is a predicted model, not a curated record. The coding region runs from base 1 to 3222 and encodes 1073 amino acids. The transcript has a single exon.
AUGAACCGUCGCCAGCACGUAAUAGAUGACGCUGCGGAGGGGACUUGCGGCUGGCUUCUUCAGGACCCAGCGUUUGUUCAAUGGAAGGGUGAUAAAAAUGGCUUGCUCUGGCUGACUGGAAAACCGGGGUCAGGGAAGUCAACAUUGCUCAAGUAUGCUCUUGCCAACGAGACUCAAGAAGAGAUUGUUCUUUCCUUUUUCUUCUAUGAUCGGGGCUCAGAACUCCAGCGGACGCCUCCCGGCCUGUAUCGAACCUUUCUGCAUCAACUGCUUCUCCAAAACCGACAGCGAGUGAGACCUCAUGUAUUCGAUAUUGUGGAUGAGUUCCAGGAAGCCCACAAAAGCCUGUCGGCCCUCGACCAAAACUGGAUAUACCAGGCUAACGAACUUCAGGAGCUGCUUCUAAAAUGCCUGCGCAGAAUCCUGGCCACGCACACCGUCGAGAUACUUAUUGACGCUCUCGAUGAGUGCGCAGUAGAAGAUAUCCUGACUCUUGAGCGAUUUUUCAGGAAACUACAAGCAGAAACUCCGGCCCUUGGAUACUCCCUGCGUUUAUGCAUCACUUGUCGCCAUUAUCCACUUGUGAAGUGGACAGGCGGCGUGGAAAUUUGCGUGGACGUGAGAAACGUUGCCGACAUCAGGAUAUAUGUCCAAAGAGCGCUGAAGGAGUUCGAAGAUGAGGCCGAUCGGCGCAGCAUUGAGGAGGAGAUUGUAGAUCGAUCGAACGGCGUGUUUCUAUGGGUGAGAUUAGUUCUUCCUGUCAUAAUAUCACAGCAUAGAGCAGGGUUCAGUGUGGAGCAGAUGCGCAGUCAUCUCCAAGCGAGGCCAACAGAUUUGUACCGCGUCUUCCAAGACAUUGUUCACCAGCUUGUUGAGGAGGGACGUCCGGAAAAUGAUUCGCCCCAAACCCUAGAGCUCUUCCAAUGGCUGUGCUUUGCGAGCAGGCCGCCCACCCUGACUGAGCUUCGGCAUGCUAUGAAUAUCAGUAAGAGAGACUCACGCUCGCAGAAACAUCUCGGAUCAAUCAAAGACAAUAGACAGAUGGAAAAGAGACUGAGGAGCCUCUCUGGAGGGCUUGGGGAAGCAAAAACAUACAGUGAUAUGCCAUUUGCACAACUGAUUCAUCAAACUGUGAAAGACUAUCUGAUAAACGAGGGAUUUCAAAUUUUGGAUCGCCGCCUCUGGUCCGCGAAUAUAGUCAUUGGACGGGCUCAUAUCCAAUUGGUAACCGCUUGUAUUAAGUACAUGUCGACGGAUGAGGUUGUCGAGCGGGAAGACCGUGUUUCCGACCAUGAAUUUCCCUUCCUUGAAUACGCUAUAUCUUCCUGGGUUCUACACGCAGAGCAGGCAGAGGCCAUGAACGUAGCUCAGGAUGAGAUUCUAACCUGCUUUGACUGGCCUUCCUCUCGGAAGGUAGACUCCUGGGUAAGGAUUUGGACCCAGCGAAGGAUCGAAUGGCCCGUCCCUAAGACGACAUUACUGCACGCUUCAGCAAGACAUGGUUUGUUCAGUGCAGCUGCGGCACAGAUUUGGAGAAAGACCUUUAUCAGCGAUAUGCUAGUCUUUCUUGCCUUUAAGAGCGUAACGGUCCUCGAACACAUCAAAGAACUGGCUCGGACCGCACUGCAGGCCUAUUACUCCCAUGGCCUUACUGACGUCGACUGCAGAGACGAGGACGGGAGAACACCAUUAUCCUGGGCAUCAGAAAAGGGCCAUUUGGCCAUUGUCAAGUUGCUUUUGUCGCAGGAUAACGUGGAUGUCAAUUCCGCAGACACAGUUGGACGGACAUCGCUGUCGUGGGCCACGACAAAUGGAGACGAUGCAGUGACGAGGGAGUUGGUCAAGCGGGGUGCCGACAUUAACAAGCAAGUCCAGAUGGGGAUGACACCACUGCACCUGGCUGCUCAGAAAGGGCAUGAGGCGCUGGUGCAUCUGCUGGUGGAGGCAGGCGCGAGAUCGGAUGUCCAAGAUGAACGUGGACGGACUGCUCUGCAUGAAGCGGCAUUGCAUGGACACGUCAAUGUGGUACAGAGGCUGAUUGAAGCGGGGGCAGAUAUCAAUGCCAGGGACAAAAAUGGUGACUCUGUGCUUCAUCGAGCCUGCGGCAGUAGGGACCACACUUUAGCACGUCUCCUCGUCAAGAGUGAGGCAGACGUGCUGGCGGUAGCCCAGCUCCUCGUAAAGCACGGUGCGGAAGUCAAUGUGGAGAACAACAAUGGAGAGACCCCCUUUCAUCGAGCGGCGAAGAACGGCCGGAGAGCCUUGGUCUUGUUGAUGCUUGAGAAUGGGGCCAAUGCCACGGCGGCGGACCAUGAAGGACGCACAGCACUAGAUGUGGCUGCUAAGAACGAUAAUGAGGACAUUAUUCGGCUGCUUCAGUCCAUAUCCACGACGACAGCACAAGACAACACAUUGACGCUGCAAGGGGCCGCACAAGAUGGAGAUCUGGGCGUAUUGCAACCGGAACCUGAAGGGAACGGCGAGAGCGUCACGCGCUCACUUGAAGCGACAGCCAAGGGAGGACAGGACGCAGAUGUGGUGUUGCCUACUGAUCAGCGGUUAAUCAAGCCGUCGAUCAAUGCUCAAGCACAGGCUCUGAAAGCAGCUGCGGCUCGCGGCGAUGUGACUAUUGUCGAGGAUCUCUUGAAGGGAAACCCAGCACUGGUGGACCACGACGGCGUGGAAGCAGCGCUACGUAAAGCUGCUGGAGAUGGCCAAGUGGACAUCGUCCGACUCAUGCUCGAUUGCGGUGUUAAUCCCAGGGCACCGCACGAGUAUGAGCCAUCAGCUCUGCACUUGGCUGCAUUCCACGGGCAAGAAAAAACUGCCCAGUUGCUCCUGGAGACGGGAAUAGGCGUCAAUUCCGAGCAAUUCUACACAGGGCAUCCGCUGCACUAUGCGGCCUGGGCGGGACAGCCAGCACUUGUUGAGCUACUCCUAAGACACGGAGCAAAAGCCAACGACCAUCUCACGAUGUCUGGAGAUACUGCUUUGCAUGUUGUGGCUCAUACAGCCCCGGCUGGCAAGAAGGCAAUCCUACAGUUACUUCUGAGGAAACAGCUAGAACUCAGCGAGGAAGAGGCAGCGGUUGUGGAUCGGUACAAGGCAGUGAUACGAAUAUUGCUGAAGAAUGGCGCCAAUCCUCGGCUCAGGAAUAGUGACGGGCAUACGGUAUCAGAACUGGCUGAAAGAAUGAAUGAUAUCUCUCCCUUCUCUGUGUAG